AUGCCCUAUGGCACGCUGCAGCUGGCGAGCCCGGCGCAGCAAGAAGCCUUUGCCGGUGUACUCGGCGCCGGCCACAUCGCAACUGGCCUUUCUGACGACGACGACGACGAAGGCGACGAGGACGAGAGCGCGACUAGUGGCGGCGGCAAACGCAAGAGGGCAAGCAGCCGGGCGACCACCAAGGCCACCAAGAGCUCCUCCACCUCUGGCUCCUCAGCGUCCACUUCGACGUCAGCAGCCGCCGCCGCCGCUGCUGCUGCCUCAACAUCGAGAGCGGGAGGCUUAGCGGAGGUAAAGGGCGAACGCGACGCGCACACGGGUAGAAGAAAGAUCCGCAUCGAGUUUAUCGAGGACGACAGUCGGAGACACAUUACCUUUAGCAAGCGCAAGGCUGGCAUCAUGAAGAAGGCCUAUGAGCUGGCGACUCUCACAGGGACGCAGGUGCUUCUGCUCAUCGUGUCGCAGACGGGACUUGUAUACACCUUUACCACGCCCAAGCUGCAGCCGAUAGUCGCGACCGAUGAAGGGCGAGAACUGAUCCAGAGAUGCCUCAGCAAGCCUGAUUCGCUCGCCGAGGACGCGGGCAAGGAGGGCGAGCAUGGCGACGACGAUGAAGACGAGGGAGAGGAGCAGGAGGAGGAGAAGCGUGAGCAUGACCUGCCUUGCGAGAAGCGCGUGUGUUGGUAA
Messenger RNA from Acaromyces ingoldii, 687 nucleotides. Its product is annotated as SRF-TF-domain-containing protein. Gene Ontology annotation, biological process: positive regulation of transcription by RNA polymerase II. NCBI's taxonomy places the organism in Eukaryota, Fungi, Basidiomycota, Exobasidiomycetes, Exobasidiales, Cryptobasidiaceae. Gene Ontology annotation, molecular function: DNA-binding transcription factor activity, RNA polymerase II-specific; RNA polymerase II cis-regulatory region sequence-specific DNA binding; protein dimerization activity. The record is from RefSeq and is a predicted model, not a curated record. The transcript is spliced from 2 exons. Bases 1 to 687 code for a protein of 228 amino acids.